Blastomyces dermatitidis ER-3 is the source of this 6622-nucleotide messenger RNA. Its product is annotated as bZIP transcription factor. The record is from RefSeq and is a predicted model, not a curated record. Gene Ontology annotation, cellular component: RNA polymerase II transcription regulator complex. NCBI's taxonomy places the organism in Eukaryota, Fungi, Ascomycota, Eurotiomycetes, Onygenales, Ajellomycetaceae. The coding region runs from base 1286 to 2317 and encodes 343 amino acids. The transcript has 4 exons. Gene Ontology annotation, molecular function: DNA-binding transcription activator activity, RNA polymerase II-specific; transcription cis-regulatory region binding.
CACCCCUACCGCCUCUACCGCCCCACAGCACCCCCUAUCACUUCCACUUCAUACCUCUACCCCCAUCUUACCACUCACUCUCUUACCACCCCUUUCACCUCUACUCUCUCUAUCAUCAUCACUGCCUCUACCGCCUCACAGCACUCUCUAUCACUUUCACUCUCUAUCUCUACUCUCAUCUUAUCAUUCUACUUCUCUCUUACCAUCUCUAUCACCCCUCUCACUUCUAUCACCUCUAUCAUCAUCACUGCCUCUAUCACCUCUCUCUAUCACCUUUUUCACUCUCUAGUCUCUCUAUUAUCACUGCUAUCUCUACUGCUCUGCAGUCUCUUCUAUCACUUUCACUAUCUCUAUUUCUCUCUUACUAUCUCUACCACAUUUUGAUCUCUGUGUUUAUAGUAUAUAGUUACUGCUAAGUACUCUGUAAUAAAGUCUCAUAUGAUGUCAUGUGCAUCUCUUUGAAUUCAUGAAUGAGAUUGAAUAGCUGACUCUGCAGUCUGUAGUAGUACAGCUCUGAUUAAUCUGAUAAUAGUGAUAGAGAUGAUACAGAGUGAAAGAGAGUAGUAGAAGAAGUAGAGGUGAUGAUGGUGGUGAUAGAGAGUGAAAGGGGUGGAAGAGGUGGUAAGAGUGAGUAGAGAUAGGGGGUGGAAGUGGUAGAGGGAUAGGGGUAGAGAGUGGAAGUGGUAGAGGGGGCUGCGCAAGCAGCAGAGCGAGCGUAAGCGAGCAUUUGAUGCUUGUAAGUAGUUACGGAGUAUAUUAUUAGUUAACAGAAUUUCCCACCAAGAUUAGUCACUGUCUAAGCUGCUCUUUUGGUAGCGCCCUCCCUCGCUCCGUCCGUACGGUGUAAAUAGAUGUUCGGAGCUUCGGAGCCCGGAGGCUCUGAUUUGUCAGCUGCCGGAUGCUGAGUAAGCCUCCCGCUCCCGAUUUGGCGACUUCUUAAUAAUCCAAUGAUUCAUCCGCUGCUGACUGAUCCGUAUUCUUCUUCUUCUAUACAACUGGCUCGACUCGGCCUUGAUGACAGCGACAGCGAGGUUGAUAUCCGCAUAUUGGCUUGUUCAUCGAUCGAUAGUAGGAUAUUGUGCUUCCAGGUGGGCUAUUUGCAAACACACGCAGACAUACACAGGGACAGGGCCCGCCUACAACCUCCUCCCGUAGCCCCGUUGCUGACUACGCCUCCGCCCGCCGAUUAAAUAACACCUUACUCAUCGCCUCUGCCUCCUCCAUUCGCCACCCACCAAGAUCCUCCAGAGCAAAAAGUAUCUCGAGAGAUCUCCUCGACUUGAUUAUGACCCUGCAGCACGCGCUAGCUCCAGCGCCCCAUCCCCAAAUGCAAGACCUCAAGAACCAAGUCCAGGACCAUGCUGAUCAGGUCCUCCACGACCAGCUCCUGGCUGCCCAAGCCCAACACCUCCAUCAAUCCCACCCUCACCCCCAUUCUCACGCCCACCACGCUCCUCCUCCGCCCCGUCCAACCCCCGGCGCAUCGGCCGCCUCCCCGCGCGACCAAACAAACACAAGUAACGCCAACGCCGCAAACAUCACCAUCGACCCCGCCAUCGCUGGCCCCUCUGCCAUGAUCCCUCCGACUGCUGCGCCGCCCACGGCUCAGGGUCAAGCACCCGGGCCCGACAUCCCCAUGGAAGAUCAUACGGACGGGCGUAAAACUUAUGGCAAACGCGAACUGUCCACCUCCAAACGCGCCGCGCAAAAUCGGGCUGCCCAGAGAGCUUUCCGCCAGCGCAAGGAAGGCUACAUCCGCAAACUCGAAGAACAAGUAAAGGACUACGACCUUCUCGUCGAAAACUACAAGGCCAUCCAGGCCGAAAACUAUCAGUUGCGCGAAUACAUCAUCUCCCUCCAAUCGCGUCUCAUCGAUUCACAAAACGAAGUCCCCGAGCUACCGGGGAACAUUGACCUGUCCCAGCCGCGGAGCGAUCCGCCCGCACCUGCCAUUAACGCCGCUACUACCUCCGCCGCCGGUGCCGCUGGAAACGUUGCUACCACCACUGCUGGCAGUGCAGGGGCAGGUGGGGGCGACCAGGCGGAGGUUAACGCGUUGAACCGCAUUGCCGUGGCUGGGCUUGGAAUGCGGAAACACCAGCAUGAGGAGGCCGCGUUUUUAGGGAAUAAUACCAACGACAACACUGCGGGCAAUAAUGCCAAUGUCGGCGGCGCGAAUGUGAACGUGAAUAAUGGGAAUAUGAAUGUAAAUCCGGAGGCAGAUUCGCCGUCAAAGAGGAUGCGGUUUGAUGGGUUGCCGGAUGUGGGGAUGGGCGUUGGCAUGGGGGAUGGUGUUAAGGGGGAUGUCACGUCGUGACCAUGGCCGUAACUGUGAUGUGGUCGCUGUGGCAGCACGGUAAAUUUGGAGAUCAGGCGGGAUCCAUUUCUCUUUUCCCCUUCUCCCGUUUUGUGUAUAUCACAAAUGUGGCAUGGUAUCCCCAACACAACCCUGCCCACCUGCCCAUGCCCAUACCCAUACCCAUCCCGUUUCAAAUCUCCUGGCCUAAUACUUGUCCUGUAAUCCCUCUUUGGCGUUUGGAGGUAUAUUUGUUUUUCCUUAUUCUUUUCCUCACGUCUGGUUUGUCCAAUCAAAUUUAUCCUAUCGCGUGUCCCAUCUCAUCCUUGUCUGGCACACAACAUAUCCAUCCCGGCUCGUUUUCAUUGUUCGUUUUCUCCUUUACUUAUAUUUUGGUACUACCGGCUAUCCCCUUCCUGCUAACACCCAGUGGAAUCUGGUAUAUCCGUUCCUGUUCAGCGUUCUCCACCCCUACCUUCUUACCCUCCAUAUGUAAUCGCUUCACCCCGAUAAUUCUGUUUCCCUGUUCUGGCUGGUUUCCUUCUCCUGUUGCGCAGGUGUUUGUUCCAUUUCCUUUCGCCUAGCCUGUCUGUUGUAAGUACUUGUGCACGUAUGUAUCUAUCUAUUGGAUCUGAGCAUCCCGCGUUUGAUCUGCUCUCCGGCUCUAACGCCGGCUCGAGCUCUUGAGAGCCAUGACUUCUGGAGUGCGUGGGAGGGAGCUUGGCGUCUGCUGCGGCGUUUGGAGGGCAUUAUGUUAUGUUUCUUUUGUCACUAGCUUUAUUAGUUUAUUUCUUGUCUUCCUUUCUACCUUUUUCUUUUAUAAAAAAAUAUCUCUUGGUAUUUCCUAAACGUGAAAUUUUGUGAUUUGUACCUUAAUUUUUGGUGUAGGAGGCAUUUCUUGCUUUUCGAUCCGAUCUAGAGAGACCCAAAUGAACUCAGUUUUGCGAGGGGAUGCUAGUUAGUAGCGAAAGGAGAGCGCUCUAUAUAUAGCUUGUUGAUCGUGGCGCGCGGGGGAGUUGACCAAAACUUUACAAAUUUUCACUACUUGAUUUUUUACCUCUUUUCGUCGUCUCUUUUGUGACUUGAGUGAGAAUGGAAUGUCCCGGUUUUCAUGAGCAGGACUUAUCAUGCAAGGAACACGGGCAGCCGUUAAUUUAUCUAUUCAGCCUCCAAGAAAUGGACAUAGUAGAGGAUAGUUAACUAAGGUAAAAGUCGUCAAAUCCCAUUCUUAUAGUUAGCACCCGAAUUUUAAAUCCCAUGCCAUCCCGUCCCAUACUCCAAAUCCCAUCCCGAUAUCAAACCACAUUUGCACAAGAUGAAUUAACAUACCUACGCAUACCCUGCAUUUCCCAAAUUGUGUUCCUAUCACAUCAAGCACCAUUAGCAAAUUCAACCAUAUAGAACAACAGCUUAAACAAAUGCAAAGAUGGAAAUGACGAAAGACAUACCUUAAUAUAAUCUCCCCCUUUCUCCAACCAUUCCUGCCUACUAACCGCCGCACUCUGGAACUCGCUACCACCAGCCCACUCCGCUGCACCCCUCCAAGCAUCCAACAUCGAAUCCCCCGCUUUCCUAACAUUCAACACCGACCCCAUCUCCACCGGUAACACCGUCCGAAACUCCGCCGCAAACCUCUCCUCAAACCCUUUAAACAGCGAAUUACCCCCCGUAAUAAACACAUCCCUCAACAACUUUGCUCGCUCCUCCCCCGCCGAAAACCGCUGCUGGUUAACAAUAUCCGCCGCGAUUUCCACGAGACCCGCUUGGUCCAGCCCAGCAAUCGCCGAUGGCUGGAACAGGACUUCGGGCACCCGUAUGCGCUCCACGUUUAGAUGGAGCUGGUGCGCCUCGCGCGUGCUUUCCGGAUCAAACGGCCAGGGACCCCGUAGGAACAUGUGGAUCAGACUCUUGGUCCAAUCCGACUGGGCGUCCAGGGUGUGAUUCUCCGUGAAGUGCGGGUCAUGCUCCAGGAGCUGCUGUUCGAUCGCGCGGAGUUGGUUGGGGAUGUCCAUUUCGUCGUUGUCGUCAUCGUCGGAGGCGGCGCCUGCUGCGUCCGGGCCCGUGGCGACGGUGCGAUAGACGCGCCAGUCGUCGUCAUUGGCACCGAAGGUGUCGUCGUCUGCACCUCGCCGACGUUUCUUGGUGGGUGUGUCGGAGGCGAGGUUUGCGAGGGUUUUCAUGCGCAUUUGGCUUGCAAGGGAUUUGCGGUUGCCUAGGUCGGCUUUUAGGCGCUCUCUCUCUUUCAGUUUUUGGAGAAGGGUCUAUACGGUUAGAAAUUAAUAUGCCGUUUUGGCUCUAUACAGGUGGGGUAGGGGACCUCUUCCCCGCCCCUAGGGGUAAGGUACAUACCUCGCGAGCUUGCCUCCGCUCCUCAAUCCACUCUUCAAAAUUAUUUUCACGCUUUUCAUUAUCCAGCCGCUCUUCCUCAGCCACCCGGGCCUUCUCCAUCUCCUUCUCCGCCUUGGCACGUUGUCGCGCUUCGAUGUUCGAUUUCAUGAGUCGUUGGUGGCGCUUCUCCUUUAAACCGGCCUCAUCUAGCUCUUCGUCGGGAAUAUCCAAUAAUGGGAAGGUGGCUUCCUCCUGUUCCUCUGUUUCCUCAUUUCCCAGAUCCUUAUUGCGGGAUUUCUUAAUGGACUUCUCGAGAUCGCGUAUUGUGCGCUCCAGAUGUGCUUCGUCCUUCAUAUCUUCCGCAUCGAGGAUGCGCUUGACUUCUUUCUUUGAUUCGGAUGCUAGUCCCUGCUGUAGGUCCUUGUAAUACUCCAAUUCUUGCUCCUUUUUCAUUAGUUUUUCCAGCCGCAUCUUCGCAGCUUGUUCCUGUAGCCGUCUGCCGCUUUCUUUUUUCCUUUCUGCAAUUCUCGCCAGCUCUUCUUCCGUCUUCUCCACGACAACAUGUUCUGUAAACGGGUAUUGGAUGACACGGUCGCGCUCCUCCAAACCUGUCCAAUCAAGAUAUCCCGAUACCUCGCGGUCGUAGUCAGUCGAAACAUAGCAGUGUUCAUGGACCAGUUGUGUCAUUUGAUGCUCCGUCAUGCGGUCAGGGAAGGUAGGGUAUUUCAGUUUUAAUAACUUCAUCAUGAACUCGGCUGCUUGUUGGCCGCCCCAAUUCAACCGUGAGGAAUUCGACAAGAGCGCCUUGGAGUUAACAACGGGGAUGACGUGCGUAGAGGAGUGAGAGGAUGAGAUUACCAGCCCGUCCGUUCCGCGGUUAUAUCGGUAUGAGAAGAGAGAGUCAAUGCCGUAGGCGACUGAGGGGGCAGAGUAGCACUCAAAAAGAAUUUCAUUCAUCACUAUUUCCCGUUAGACCGUAUAUGAGAAGUAGAUAUAUAUGUAAAGAGUAUAUGAGGCAUACUUCUCCUCGUGUAGCCCAGGUUAGCAAUAGGCUCUGUCAGGACAAUUGGCCUAUCAACACCGCCAUUCGCCCCGUCCACCCCCAGCUUCAGGAAUAUAUAAUCCAGCACGCCUUCCAUGACGUCCCAGUUGCCAACGAUAUUUGUUCCCGGGUCGAAAGCAUUCCGCACCUGGCCGCGCGUGGUCGCAUCGACGUAGGCAUCAUAUCCCGCAAAGUGACACGUCCGGUUAACCUUGCGAUCGCGGUACUUGGCCAUGACGGGCGGGAUGAUGAACCGAGGGGAUUUGUCAAAGGACCAGCCUGCCUUGACGAGGUAGGAGCCUAGGCAGAGAAACACCAUGUAUAUAUAAGUAAAGCGGUCAAGCCAGAUUGUGCAUACGGGAAUAAAAAACCAAGAUAUGCAUACCGUUGUCAAUCACGAUGGCGCUGGAGCUCGCUGUCUCUCGGCUCUGUUCGUAGCCCUCCGGCUGCGGAGGCAUGUAGCCCUUGAACGGCGGCUCUUGGAUAGGAUAAAGCUUGGGAGGCGGUUUUGGGUCAUUUUUUUGGGAAAUGUUAGCCGCCGCUCGAGGCGCGACGAGGGCGCGGGUAGAAAUUAUAGUCAUGGCGACAGGGAAGAAUGAGAUUUGCGGAGGAUGGAGCUCUCAUGCGCAGUUCAAGUUAGCUUUGAGAUGGGAGGUGGGGGCGCAUUGUUUGAGAUAGGAUGGUUAGGAAUUGAACUGGAGUGGUUUUGAAUUAGCAGUGGUUAGAUUUAACAGCUGAAGUGGCCGACAUGAAGUUGAAAAGUUGAAGGUUUGGAGCUGGGAGGCGGCGUUUUCUUUCUUCUUCGGCCGCACCACAGGAAAUAUUUAUGGAAUAAAAUGGCGCUCUUUUGAAAUACUAACUAACUAAAUACAUCAAUUUUGAUAUUUCAAUGAUUUACCUAAAUAUUCAGUAAAUAGAGACAUUAUAAUGGAUACUACAUUCAUUCUACGCCCGAA